AUGUCUUUGGGAAAAGAUUACAUGGGCUUGACGGGCCGAGUCCGACAGUUCAACAGCAUUGAGCCGACGACCAUCCCUCCUUCCUUCGGCGACCGCGACGGUGUGCAACUCAUCCGGCAAAUCACUGGUGGACCGGGCAACGAGUUUACCGAUCUGGCCCAGCGCUCCAGCUCUGGUAUCUUGUGGCUCGCAGAUCUGGUGUGGAGCCCCUAUGACAGCCGUCUGGUGCCUUGUAGCACUGGCACUUGUGCCUUGGGUGCUGCCUGGGUCCCGUCGGACCGCAUUGCCCAGUGUGCUGCGGGGACCGUCUUCUCCGUGCAGCUUGGGUGCAUCGCAUGUGAGGCGGGCAAAUAUGCAGCAGCAGGGAUGCUUGAGUGCCAGCCAUGCGAUGUUGGUACGUUCACCAACGUAUCGGGCAUGGCAGCAUGCCAUCCAUGUGCACCGGGGAGUUACAAUAAUGUGCUUGGGGCAGAUGGGUGUGAGGAGUGCAGCCAGGGGUUCUUUGCGAACGAGACAGAAUCCACUGGAUGCAUGCAGUGCCCGAUUGGCUCCUAUGCGUCACAGAAAGGCUUGGCGACUUGCACAGCAUGCCCACCUGGGCUGACGACCUUCUCUAGAGGUGCCCUUGAUUCUGACGCUUGCCUGUGUCAGGGCGAGUUGUACCAAGGACAGUGUGUCGUAUGCACUGGCAACACACGCUACGACGCUGGCGAAUGCAUUCCGUGCUUAGAGGGUUUGACAUGCGACGGAGGUCGCACUGCAGAAGUGCAGCCGGGUUUCUUCACCGACACCGCCGCUCCCUUUGAUGUCUACAGAUGCCUUCCAGUGGAGUCCUGCCCCGGCGGCUUGCCGGGGGCGUGCGCCGGAGGACGGGUAGGUAUUCCAUGCACACAAUGCCCGGCUGGUCAAGCAUGGAAUUCGGAUGCUUGCAGGGAUUGCACCCCUUUCAGUGUAGGCGGUUGGCUCAUUGCCGGCAUUGCUGGCAUGGUUUCCAUUCCGGCACUCUACUACAUGAUGAACAUGAAGCAGACGGCCAAGGCCACCACAAUGUUGGCCACCUCGUGUGCCCUGGCCAUGACAAUCAGCAUGCUGCAAAACGUUGGGAUCGUGGGCUACAUCUCGUUCAGUUGGCCGUCGGAGCUUCAAUGGAUGUUCGAUCUGAUGAGCCUUUUCACGUUGGACCUGCAAGCAGUGGGCUUCGACUGCGUGUCCAGUUCGCCAGUUGCCGGAUACCACAUGACAGCCGCCAUGCUGCCAUGCGCUUUGGUGUGGCUGGUUGUGUGCAGCUUCCUCAGCAAGCUCUUGCCGGCCCGCUGGCAGUUCGACAGCGGCAAGUUGAUCAGUACUCUGGGCCAGUUUAUGCAGGUCAGUUUCACGAUCUACAGUAAGAUUGCGUUGUCCCCGAUGAUGUGCUACUCGCAUCCAAAUGGCAAAAGCGGCAUGCUGGAGCACAACGGCAUCUUCUGCUUCGAGAGUGCUGAGCACACGCCCAUGUUCAUCGCGGGGGUCUGGGUCCUUUGUGGAAUGAUCAGCUUCUAUGCCCUCGCAAUUUACGCCACAGUCAUUGCCCCGAGAAGAGCCGCAGCUGGGGACGCGUGGUUCCUUGCGGCAACACGCUUCCUUCUCUUCCGCUUCCGCAGCGACUGCUGGUGGUAUGGAACUUUCAUGAUGCCUCGCGGUCUCUUGCUAUCGCUGGCAAUCGUGGCCGCAGGUGAUAGUCCUUAUGUGCAGAUGUUGAUCAUCGUGUCCGUGAUGCAGAUCUACACGGUCGUGCAGCUCAUGACGUGGCCCUGGAAGCUUCCGGCCUUGAACGCCUUCGACGCAACCAUCAGCUUCUGCCUGAUCCUGAUGAUGGCCAUUUUGGGAGCUUUUGCACCUGAGUUGUCCGAGGGCACCAUGCAGCAGCUCACGAACGCCGUCAUCGGCAUCGUCAUCUUCCUCAACGGCGUGGUCUUCCUGAUGCUUUGUGUUACUCUCUCCGCUUUGGUCCGACUGAAUGUCAUGGGUGGCUCUCAAGAAAGUGUUCUUCUGGCACUUGGAUCCAUUCCCAAACCCCACGUUCUCAGUGAGAAGCUCUGCCUUCUGUCGAAGAGGAUCCAGGACUUGGGCCAGGAUUCCAUGGGAGCUGUGCUCGCGAACCUUUCCAUCUAUGACUUGCGCAUGGCCGCACAGAUCGUGACAGCCGUGGGCUCCGAGGUGGGGGAGGCCUCGUUGGUGCUGACGAGGCGAUCGCAGCUGAUGUCCACAUCUUCCGUGAUUUCCGCCAAGGCGCUUGAGAAACAGAUGCCGCUCAGCGUGUCCUCCGAGGUGGCCAAGAAGGAAACAUCAAUGAUAGCCCACGAAUCCCACGAGCUAGAAGAUGCUAAAGAUAGCAGUAGAGCUGCGUUUUCCGAUCCGGCUCAGUCAGCUUGGCUGUAG
Messenger RNA from Symbiodinium sp. CCMP2456, 2418 nucleotides. The record is from the annotation of a GenBank genome assembly. NCBI's taxonomy places the organism in Eukaryota, Dinophyceae, Suessiales, Symbiodiniaceae.